UUGAUUGCUUUUCUACAGGUGAAGACACCUGGAUCAGACUCGACAUCCGUCUACGACAACUGGAUUCGCUACUUCAACCGCACUAGCCCCGCCUACGGAGUCAUCCCCAAUGUGGGUUUUCUGACUGGGGCAGGAAGUGAUUACGCUGCCUUCAUCCACUUCCUAGGUAUCACCUCCAUGGAUAUCUCCUACACCUACGACAGAACCAAAACCAGAGCCAGAAUCUACCCAGCGUAUCACACGGCAUAUGACACCUUCGACUAUGCCUCCAAGUUCAUCGACCCAGGGUUCACCAGUCACCAGACGGUUGCCAGGACGGCAGGGAACGUCCUGAUGCGAUUGGCUGAUAGUCUUCUGUUGCCGUUCAACUGCAGUGACUAUGCAGAGACUCUGGAAGGAUACCUCAGUAAAGCCAUGGAGCUGUACACUGAUGGACUGGCAGCACAUAUGAUCUCUAUAGAGCCAUUACAGACUGCUGUGAGGAAUUUCCGUUCUGCUGCCUCCAGACUGGACCAGCUGAUCAGAGAUUCAGACUUGGCCAACGAGACGCCCCUGAAGGUGCGUAGGAUCAAUGACCAACUGAUGCUCCUGGAUAGGGCUUUCCUGGACCCUGUGGCGUUCCCUGAUCGAUAUGGAUACAGACAUGUGAUCUGGGCCUCCAGUAAGGCUGGACAGGCUACCUUCCCAGGACUGGCUGAUGCGUAUACCAGAGCUGCGUCGACUGGACUGGACAGCGACUGGAAAGAAGCACACCGUCAGCUGUCCAUCCUGAUCCAGGCCAUACAGGGAGCCGCUCACACACUGGGAGACGCCAUUCAGCCAGAACAUAGAGAUACUGAUAUAUGUUAUGAUAUUCAGUUUACAUAUAUAAUAAUAAAGUUUUAAUUAUAUUUCUGUGAAGAGACUGUCUCAUGGAAUGUCAUCCUAUGUGCAGUUGAAUUGGCUUUAGAUAGAAUGGAAAAUAACUUUCUUAUGAUGGUAAGGUCAGCCAUUUUGGUCAGGGAUUUGGUCAACCAUGGUUUAGCAGGCUGCAAAUACAUUUUGUACAUAAAUGCGCGAAUUGAAUGUGAGGCUGGGCUUUGCUGUGAUAAGAUUUUGUGUAAAAUAAUGAAUUUGAAGAAUUUAUCUUCCCUGUAUGUUUGUUAGCUAGCUAGCCAGACAGUUUUAGAGGAAUGAUUCCAUUAAUUGUUCAAAUUAACUGCCAAUAUUCCAACAUUCCAUUCAAACAAUGUAGCCAAUCCACAGCCAGACACUGUCUGACAU
This is a messenger RNA of Oncorhynchus nerka (sockeye salmon), 1263 nucleotides long. RefSeq names its product aminopeptidase NAALADL1-like. Lineage: Eukaryota; Metazoa; Chordata; Actinopteri; Salmoniformes; Salmonidae. The record is from RefSeq and is a predicted model, not a curated record. Bases 178 to 885 code for a protein of 235 amino acids. Gene Ontology annotation, molecular function: carboxypeptidase activity. The transcript has 7 exons.